Messenger RNA from Spodoptera frugiperda (fall armyworm), 2175 nucleotides. RefSeq names its product pyrimidodiazepine synthase-like (gene GSTo3). Lineage: Eukaryota; Metazoa; Arthropoda; Insecta; Lepidoptera; Noctuidae. Gene Ontology annotation, cellular component: cytoplasm. Gene Ontology annotation, biological process: glutathione metabolic process. The transcript is spliced from 6 exons. Gene Ontology annotation, molecular function: glutathione dehydrogenase (ascorbate) activity; glutathione transferase activity. The record is from RefSeq and is a predicted model, not a curated record. The coding region runs from base 140 to 862 and encodes 240 amino acids.
CGCCGGCAACUUUAAUUUUAAGAAUGACGUUAUUAUUUCUACACAGACACAGGUUUUAGUUCACUGUGCGCCGGCCGGAUUACCAGUGGCCCUAUUACAGUAAUUUCUCCGUAAAAUAAUUGUGAAAACGAAUCAAAACAUGUCGUUUUAUCAACAACGCGGUGUCGGCCCGCUGCCCCCACCGGCGCUAACAGACAAGAUGCGGCUAUACCACGUGGAUAUGAACCCCUAUGGUCACAGGGUGCUACUCAUUUUGGAGGCGAAGAAAGCUAAAUAUGAGGUCUACAAACUAGACCCCCUUAGGUUACCUGAAUGGUUCCGGAAUAAGAACCCUAGAUUAAAAAUACCAGUGUUGGAGAUCCCAACGGAGUAUGGUGAUAAAUAUCUAUUUGAGAGCGUGGUGAUUUGCGAUUACUUGGAUGAGAAAUACACGAGAAACCAAUUGCAUUCUAGGGACCCGUAUGUCAAGGCUCAAGAUAGACUACUCAUUGAGAGAUUUAAUGAGCUAAUCAAAGGCAGUUUAGAAUGUUUCGACACAAACUUUGCAUUCGGAAGUGAACAGAUUAUUCAAACACUAGAUAUUUUUGAAAAGGAAUUGACUUUAAGAGGCACCAAUUACUUCGGAGGCCACCGUCCAGGGAUGCUGGAUUACAUGAUCUGGCCGUGGGUAGAGAGGCUGUACCUCCUCAGAUGCGUGAACGAGAGGAAAUUCGAUGAGAAGAGAGGAUUAUUCCCUAAUUUUGCCGAUUGGAGCGACCAAAUGCAGCUAGACGAUGUGGUGAAAAAACAUGCGAACUCACCUCAAGAGUAUUUCGAUUAUUACAAGAAUGCCCGGACGCAUUCCAUGGGAUACUAUUUAUAAUCUGUGCGUAUCUAACCGUUUCAUAUCAUCUAUGUAUCAUAUGCUUGAAUACUGGAACGCUACUCAAUUUUAAGUUGUACUUAAAUAUUUAUAUAAACUUAAAUAUUAAAUUAAGCGUGGGAGAGCCAUGCUUCGGCACGAAUGAGCCGGCUCGACCGGAGUGAUACCACGGCCUCACAGAAUACCGACGUGAAACAACGCUUGCGUUGUGUUUCGUUGUGUGAGUGAGGUUACCGGAGGCCCAAUUCCCACCCUUCCCAAUCUUCUCAAUCCCAGAUUCCCCAACAACCCUUAAAUUCCUAAUCCCCAAAAAGCCGGCAACGCACUUGUAACGCCUCUUGUAACGCCUCCAACGUGUUUCAAGUGUCCAUGGGCGGCAGCGAUUGCUUACCAUUAGGUGAUACGUCUGCUCGUUUCAUAAAAAAAAUAUCGUGCUAUCUCUGUCAUUUUAUAAAGAAUUUGUAGAGACUGAACUACAUUUGAGAGCGUCUUAAAAUUGAGUAGCGUUUGAGUAUUUGGGCAAUAGUCUAUUGGCGGGAGAAUUAUAAAAUAGGUUAUGUUUUAUUUUUGACAUUUGGUCACAUAGGUAGGUCACAAAGUUAUUUAGUUUCAAAAAUGGAUAUUGAUACCCUGUAAUACGGAUGAUGACGGGGUAUGAAAAUUAAAAAUCUAUUUAGUCCGUCAGUUAGGUAAUGAAAAAAUAUUAGACACGUAUUUUUUUUAUUUUGUCAUAUAAGAUAACGAUACUUAGACAAAACGAAUCAAAGUUUAUUAGUGGGAUCAAAUACGGCAUUUCUACGUAUAAAACGCACCUAGUAGUGACGUCCCGCGAUAUUUCAAAUCGAUAUAUCUUCAAAAGUAUUUGUUUCCGUAAGAAUAUAAAAAAUAAGUAUCUAAUGUUUUAAAAUAAAUAAUCUACAAGAUGGACAUUCAAAUAAAAUUUUGUCAUCUACCAAAUUAGGUAAAUACUGAGUUUACCAAUUUAGUGAAAAAAUAAUGGGUUUAAUUUCAUUAUUUAUGUUAUAUAAUAUAUAAAUAUAAAUAAAAAAGUAGGUAUUUUUACAUAAAUAAGCCUAGUCGUGGUCUACAAAAUCUAAACAUCACAAAAUUCUGAAGUUGCAUGCAUGACACCGAGUGAAAGAGAUGCAAGUAUGCAGAACAGUAAUGAGAGACAGAGAUAGAUAUACGUCUGUGGCUAACUUCACAUUAGUCAGUCAUUUACUAUCCUGUUAUACAAAACUAGCUUUUAUUUACUUGACGGUAAAGUUUUUUAUUGUGCAAAAAAAUCUAUCAAUAUGAAAAAAGUGCCUAUA